UCCACGAGGCGCCCAAGUUCACCGUGGAGACGCUGGAGCACACGGUCAACAACGACUCCGAGAUCUGGGGGCUCCUGCAGCCUUACCAGCACCUCAUCUGCGGGAAGAACGCCAGCGGCGGCCACCACAUGAGCGGUGGGGUGGACAAGGGGUCGGUGCUGGCACGGCCACCGGGUUGCCCAGCUGAGCGACCGCAGGAGCUGUAAACGGCAGACACUUGGAAAUCCUUGAGUCUGGGCCAGAGCCACGGCGGGCGCCUGACCCGCCAGCUCGAGCUGGGAAGGGAAGCCGGUCCCUGGGGGCCUACGCUGUCAACAGACACACGGCCUGGCAUGGACGCCGGCCAAAGAAGCCCGCCCCACCUGGGGCUGGUGGCCUUGGCUUUCUCUGCUUCCCUCCCCUCCCAGGGCCCAUUGUCUGAGUGUCCCAGCUCCGUCCUGACCAGCUCCCUGACUGUACCACCCCCCUGGCCGCUUACCCUUUCCAUUUCUGCCUCCUCACCUUUUAAAAAUAGCACUGCCUACAUCGGAAGACUGUCAUGAGGGUUAAAGGAGGUAAUACAUGUAAAGCAUUUAGAAUCAUGCUUGCCCCUUUAUGACCUUGGGCAAGCCACUCUUUGAGCCUCAGUUUGCUUAUCUGUAAUGUGGGCACAAAAUAGCACUUAGUGCACAGGGAACAUGAAAGGCUUGAAUAUGACAAUGUAUGUAAAACACUUGGCUUAGCCCAGAAACUGGUGCUCUCUCUCCCCUCCCGUAUUGAUUAAUUCUUGCUGUGUAACAAAUCACCCUGAAACUUAGUGGCUUGAAACAACAACUACUUAUAAUUGCUCACGUAUCUGUCAGGCAGGGGACGCAGUGGGAAUAUUCUACGCUUGACUGGGCCGCUGUGCUUUAAGCCACAGAUCCAGCGGGGUGAGGCUCCUCGCUGAGGUUAGGACUCAGAUCUGCUCCAUGUGUGCCCCGCCUCGGGGACCACGUGAGAGCUGCCCCAGGGGACACGCUUCUCAUGCCAUGCAGAGAUGCAAGAGCAUGCACAUGCAAGGACUCUUAAGGCUUAGGCUGGGGCAAUGCCGUCCUUUCUGCCUCAUUCUGUUGGUAAAAAAAAAUUACAUGGUCAGCCCCAAAGUCAAGGAGCAGAGAAAUAGACUCUGGUCCUUUAGUGGCAGGAGCUGCAAAGUCACAUGACAGGGGGUGUGAAGAAUCGGGGACAUUAAUGGGAUCUGCCCAGCCCCCCAAGAACCUCCAGAAUGGGAACGACGACAUGAGAACUUCCAGUAAGGCGGAGUGAUUCAGAAAUCCUUUGUCUUUUCAACUGAACCAUGGACACUAGGCCUGAAAUACUCGCUGGGUUGCUGCUCCAGAUUGCCCGGGAUGUGGUGUGGGUUUGCCUCCCAGGAAUGCUGGGCACAUAUGGAGGAUGGGUGCAGUAAGGCUGGACUGCAGAGCCCUGGAAUGGCCCCCACCCCCCAAUGGAACUUGUCCUUGCAACAAAAUAAAUAAAACUGUCGACUGGAAAAAUGAGAGGAAAGCCGACCAAAUAUGAUAAACUGUCUCUUACUGGGUAUUGUGCUCCUUACAGUGAAACCCCAAGCGGAUGCUAAAAAUGUGUGCAGCUUUGUGAGGAGACGAGCGUGCUCCGUGUGGCCGAGAUUUUCUGAGAAAGGAGUGCUGUGCCUACCAGACAGCCUGAAUCUGCACAGGGACCCGCAGCGGGCAAACAAGCCGGGAGAAAUGCCCAUGUUCAGCCAGUCGGAGCUGAGGACCAUCGAGCAGUCCUUGCUGGCCACCCGCGUGGGCAGCAUCGCAGAACUGAGCGACCUGGUGUCCCGAGCAAUGCACCACCUGCAGCCCCUCAAUGCCAAGCACCACGGCAACGGCACCCCCCUGCACCACAAGCAGGGGGCGCUCUACUGGGAGCCUGAGGCCCUGUACACCCUUUGCUAUUUCAUGCACUGCCCGCAAAUGGAGUGGGAAAAUCCCAACGUGGAGCCUUCCAAAGUCAACCUCCAGGUGGAAAGGGCUGACGACUGCUUUUUUGCUUCUCGGAAGCUGGACGCAGUAGCCAUCGAAGCCAAGUUUAAGCAGGACCUGGGUUUCCGGAUGCUGAACUGCGGGCGGACGGAUCUGGUGAAGCAGGCGGUGUCGCUCCUGGGGCCCGAUGGGAUCAACACCAUGAGCGAACAGGGCAUGACCCCCCUGAUGUACGCCUGCGUCCGUGGGGACGAGGCGAUGGUGCAGAUGCUGCUGGAUGCCGGAGCUGACCUGAAUGUGGAGGUUGUCAGUACUCCUCAUAAAUAUCCAUCCGUCCACCCCGAGACCCGCCAUUGGACGGCUCUGACUUUUGCUGUGUUGCAUGGACAUAUUCCUGUAGUUCAGCUCCUGCUGGACGCCGGGGCCAAGGUCGAGGGCUCUGUGGAGCAGGGCGAGGAGAACUACUCGGAGACGCCCCUGCAGCUCGCAGCCGCCGUGGGCAAUUUUGAGCUGGUUAGUUUGCUGUUGGAGCGAGGUGCGGACCCCUUGAUAGGAACCAUGCACAGGAAUGGAAUUUCUACAACCCCCCAGGGGGACAUGAACUCUUUCAGCCAGGCCGCAGCCCACGGACACAGGAACGUGUUCCGCAAACUGCUCGCCCAGCCAGAGAAGGAGAAGAGUGAUAUCCUGUCCCUGGAGGAGAUUCUGGCCGAGGGGACAGACCUGGCGGAGACAGCCCCGCCCCCCCUGUGCGCCAGCCGCAACAGCAAGGCCAAACUGAGAGCCCUGAGGGAGGCCAUGUAUCACAGCGCUGAGCAUGGCUACGUGGAUGUCACAAUUGACAUCAGGAGCAUCGGUGUCCCGUGGACCCUGCACACGUGGCUGGAGUCCUUGCGGAUCGCCUUCCAGCAGCACCGCAGGCCCCUCAUCCAGGGCCUGUUGAAGGAGUUCAAGACCAUCCAGGAGGAAGAGUACACGGAGGAGCUCAUCACCCAGGGCCUGCCCCUCAUGUUCGAGAUCCUGAAAGCCAGCAAGAACGAAGUGAUCAGCCAGCAGCUGUGUGUCAUCUUCACUCACUGCUACGGGCCCUACCCCAUCCCCAAGCUCACGGAGAUCAAACGGAAGCAGACCUCGCGCCUGGACCCUCAUUUCCUCAACAAUAAAGAAAUGUCUGAUGUCACCUUCCUGGUGGAAGGAAGACCGUUUUAUGCUCACAGAGUGCUGUUAUUUACAGCCUCUCCGAGGUUCAAAGCGCUGCUCUCCAGCAAGCCAACAAAUGACAGCAGCUGCAUAGAGAUCGGCUAUGUGAAGUACCCCAUCUUUCAGCUGGUCAUGCAGUACCUCUACUACGGUGGCCCGGAGUCGCUGCUCAUUAAAAACAACGAGAUAAUGGAGCUUCUGUCUGCGGCUAAAUUUUUCCAGCUGGAGGCUCUGCAGCGACACUGUGAGAUUAUCUGUGCCAAAGGCAUCAACACGGACAACUGCGUGGACAUUUACAACCACGCCAAGUUCCUCGGAGUCACCGAGCUCUCCGCGUACUGUGAAGGCUACUUUCUCAAAAACAUGAUGGUCCUCAUUGAGAACGAGGCGUUCAAGCAGCUCCUCUACGACAAGAAUGGCGAAGGCACGAGCCAGGAUGUGCUGCAGGACUUACAGAGGACGUUGGCCAUCAGGAUUCAGUCCAUCCACUUGUCGUCUUCCAAAGGCUCCGUCGUGUGAAGCGUCCAGUGCAGGGACCACUCCCCGGGACGUGCCAGUGCUCCUGCUGCGCCGGCUCCACACAAACACACAUUUCACCUGGUGUCUGCUUUUGGCUGGGCCAGGGAGCUGCCUCUACUGCCUUGGAUCCCCUUGAAUAAGCAAAUUCAGCUCCACGGGUUUCUGUUGAAAAACAGAGGACAUUCCACUGGCCUGCAGAGCAGAGCGCAGCUGGGUCCAGAGCUUGAAGGCCAACAUGGGGCCACCAAGCUAACCCCAUUCGAAGGCACUGCUGGGUCGCUGAGCAUCUGUUGUGGGGACCACUGACAGAAGGACGGACUGGGAACCUCAGGUCGUCUAGGUUCCAGGUGGGCAGCUGGAACACCUAACUGCAGAGAGUUGUGUUACCCACCGAGGACCGCAGCAGCCACAGCUGAGCAAGAGUCAACCCUGAUCGCAGAUUGGUGAGACUGUUACCAAUAGCGAAGAAAUAAUUUGACAAAUUUUUAGGGGUGGGGACUUUUUAAAAUGUUCAUUAACACACACACACACACACACACACACACACACACACACACACAGGGCAGCCUGUAGUUUAAAAUAUAUUUCUAAAAGCAUAACAGUUCUAUUUCAACUGAAUUGUGUUUAGGGAUCUGUGUUUUGAGAUUUCUUUUUCUUUAAAACAACAACAACAACAGUAAGACACAGGUCCACACUGUAUAAACCUGCAUCUGACAAGAUCUUGCUGAUAUUCUAUCCAAGGUGAAAUCAUACUCCUGCCUUAGUGAUCACGGUGACACAGAAGAGGUGCACUGCCAAUAGCUCUCUCUCACUCAGUAGUCGAAAACAGCCUGCAUGCUAGUUGUGGUUUCGGGGUGAGAUUGAAAUAGCCCCGCAUAAGAAAACAUGCAUUUGCAUGGACCGCACCUGUGAAAUGUUAUGUUUGUGCUUCAUUUUUGCCAAGGUAAAAAAAAACAAAAAACAAAUAUUCCACCA
Molecule: messenger RNA, 4664 nt
Organism: Myotis brandtii (Brandt's bat)
Lineage: Eukaryota; Metazoa; Chordata; Mammalia; Chiroptera; Vespertilionidae
Gene: ABTB3
Product: BTB (POZ) domain containing 11
Exons: 17
Coding region: 1539-3689 (716 amino acids)
Molecular function (GO): protein binding
Source: RefSeq, a predicted model, not a curated record